This is a messenger RNA of Euleptes europaea (tarantolino), 351 nucleotides long. RefSeq names its product C-X-C motif chemokine 10-like. The coding region runs from base 16 to 351 and encodes 111 amino acids. Lineage: Eukaryota; Metazoa; Chordata; Lepidosauria; Squamata; Sphaerodactylidae. Gene Ontology annotation, molecular function: chemokine activity; CXCR chemokine receptor binding. The record is from RefSeq and is a predicted model, not a curated record. Gene Ontology annotation, cellular component: extracellular region. Gene Ontology annotation, biological process: antimicrobial humoral immune response mediated by antimicrobial peptide; neutrophil chemotaxis; chemokine-mediated signaling pathway. The transcript has 4 exons.
UCCACUGUCAUCGCCAUGAACACCGUCUUUGCCCUUUUCCUUUGUGUGGCCGCCUUGCUUGGGUCAGGCAUUCAAGGAAUCCUGACCAGUGGGAAGGGACGUUGCCUCUGCCCAUCCGCGGGAUCUAAUUUUGUCCCCAGGAAACCUUUGGAGAAAGUGGAAAUGUACACAGCGAACGCUUCCUGUGAUCGUGCGGAGAUCAUUGUUACACUGAAGACCUCUGGAGAGCGGCAGUGUCUGAAUCCAGAUUCUAGAGCAGUGCAAGCAAUGUUGGCAAGGAUUGCGCAAAACAGGGCUUCAGGAAACGCUGGCAGGAAAAGAGGAAUGGCUGGUAGGCGCUCCCCGCAGUAG